This is a messenger RNA of Aspergillus caelatus, 1239 nucleotides long. RefSeq lists its product as uncharacterized. The transcript has a single exon. The record is from RefSeq and is a predicted model, not a curated record. The coding region runs from base 204 to 1061 and encodes 285 amino acids. Lineage: Eukaryota; Fungi; Ascomycota; Eurotiomycetes; Eurotiales; Aspergillaceae.
CCGCAACUCCCCCUCUCGAACAAUGAGCCAACCCCAUUGCUUCUCAGUCAAUGGCGAUGGCCCGAGCCCUUGCAUUCUCCGCGAUCCUCCAUUUAUAUGAGUUAUGAUGGCUGCAAGUGACACUAGCUCGGGAUAAAACCCAUGAAAAAUGAUGAUCUGCUGAAAUCCUUGCUCCUGUGAACUCGAGAGUCUUUACUUUAUGAAUGAAGGCUUAUCAAAGUGAUGCCCCCACAUCCGCCUUGAGUUUCAGCCCCGCGAUGAUGCCUACGAGUUUACCGACAAUGAUCUUGAACUCGCCCAAGCCCAAGCGCAGCGCCUCAGAAGAAUCCGAUAGCUAUAGCCAUUCUAUAUCAUCUCCAUCCAGCGUCUCAGCUCCUAGCCUACCAGAAGUUAAGCUUCGCGAGGAAGAAGAGUUAGGGAGAUAUAGUCCUCGAGCCGCCGUUGCUGGUCGGCUAGGGCAACUGGCCAUACGUGGGGACCACUUUCCGACACCGCAAUUUCUGAAUGGUAAUAUAAGCCAGUCAUCACUUGCGCAUUCUGCACAAUCGGGAUGUUGGGCUACUUCCUAUAGCAGUUUUUAUGAUAUGUCCGAGACGAACUCAGCGUCAGAAACCAACACUGUCGCAAGUGGGCCUUCUGAAGCAAUUAUCGAUGAUCAGAGCAAUGCUACGCCAACUACCUCCCCCAAGAAACAGGCAACACAAAGCCCUCGCAAGAGACGAAACCCUCCUAAAACACAACGACCACGUAGGAAGUCACCGCCUCCCACUAGCAGUGCAGCUGACGACUCGCUUACAUGGCAUGACUCCGAGAUCACCGGGCAUGAUCCAAGUGAUCCAAAUGACGAUGGGUACGGUAUCAAUGGAAUAGGCUUCAAACCGACAGCGGCAAUGGCUUGGAACAGAUCACAGAAGCGGCAGAAGCAGGUUGCGGAAUGGAAAAGUCGUGAGGCAAGGGAAGCGCGAGAAAAAAGAAGGGAGAAACGAGAUACUGUCGGUUUCGAAAAGCUACGGGCUAUUCAAUCGGGCGCCAUCCAGAAGAAAGUCAAAUUUGACGUCUAACGUGUGUUCGUCAGCCAAUUUCUCUGACAUUUUCUUUUCUUUCCUUUUGCUUUUUGCCCUUGGUAGUUCAGAUUUUUGGAUUGAAGCAACUUUGGAUGCAAUGGAGUAUGGAAUAUGAAUGAGCUGGCGUUGGUUUGGAUAUUGAUAUGCAAUCACGAAACUAUUCUUCCUUGACAGG